AAAACAACAACACAACUUUGGCAUAUGGUGAUGCAAAAUUGGAUAAAUUAACAACCCAAAUCAAAAAUAGGAAAAGAUAAAAUGAAGUCAUACACACAUAUACUGUACACAGCGCUGCAUAUAUUUACAAUUGCCACACUAACAACACACGGUGCACAAAUCUCAACAAAAGAAGCACUCGUAGAGUCUGAUGUUGAUGCACCGCCUCCAUCUACAAAGCCUGCGAUCGAACCAACAGUACGAAUAAAAUGCCUCUCAGGUGCAAUGCUGAUCACAAUCAAAGAUGCGCCACCAAGUCAUGAGAGUGGCCUAUUUAAUGGCAUGGUCUAUCCGAAAGGCUUGUCGAAGAAUUCCACAUGCCUAACAGAAUACAGAGAUCACGAGGGGCCUUUGAGGUAUAAAUUACCAUUGCGUAGUUGCAACACAAUGCCACAAGAAACGGACGACGGACGUAUUGAAUUCUUCAAUACAAUCGUUCUGCAACCGCACCUUAAACUUAUCACCGACUUAGGUCGUGGUUAUCACGUGCGUUGUGCGUAUAAAAGUCGUGAUGCUGCAACACGAAAACAACACAAACCCAGUUCCAAGCAAGUAAAGCAUGCACAGAAACCCCAAGCAUUCCAUAGCGCUGAUAGUGAAGUAACCGAUAGACGCGACUAUGGACGUUCAUUGGAUAAAUAUCGUGCAACUGGUGAUGAACUAGAUGAAGAUGAUGUCUUCGAUGAUGAAUCCGCUGCUAAUGCAGAAGCGAAUGAGGAAUUAAAUGAAAUUCCUAUGCCAGGUUGUCAUAUGAAAAUUUAUAAUGCAGAACAUAAAAUUGCCGAUGAUGUCAAAAUAGGAGAUCCAUUAACGAUGGUUGUAAGCAUUGAUAAGCAAGAUGUGUAUGGCUUACAUGUAACCGAUUGUACUGUACGUGAUGGUUUGGGUUGGGGUGAACAACGACUUUUGGGUGAAGAUGGUUGUCCAAUGGAUAAUGAAAUAAUGGGACAAUUCAAUUACACUACUGAUCGCAUGGCAGCGAAUGUUACAUUCCCAGCACAUAAAUUCCCGUACACCACGUCUGUCUACUAUCAAUGCAAUGUGAGGUUGUGUGCCUUGCAGGAUCCCGAAUGUAAAGUGGCUCCUACUUGCAGUGGCAAACGACCAAAACGACAAACUAACGCCGAUAACAAAGACGAAGAACAAGCAAUCAUUAAAGUGGAUACUGGUCUUUAUGUGAAUGAAAAUGUUGAUGUAACAGAAGAUGAUGAAGAUUCAGUCUUCAAAGAAAAAACACUUGAUGACGCUUUGUGCGUAUCGCAACGUACAUUCGCCAUUGCCAUAGCAAUUGCCGGUCUCAUUCUAAUGUUGGCCGUCGUUGCCGCUGUCUUGUGCAUAAUGGCCAGAAGAAGCACUAAGACGGUAUCCAAUUCGGGCAGCUCCAUUUACAGUGGACCAUAUACAAAUACGGCUUUCUCGCAUAGCAGUUAAGUAGCUCAUAAGUAUUGCCAUUGCUACAAAGCAGUACAUAUACUUAUUAAAUUAUUCGGUCUAUACUAUUAAAAUUUAUUUAAAUUUGU
Teleopsis dalmanni is the source of this 1559-nucleotide messenger RNA. RefSeq lists its product as uncharacterized. The record is from RefSeq and is a predicted model, not a curated record. Lineage: Eukaryota; Metazoa; Arthropoda; Insecta; Diptera; Diopsidae. Bases 82 to 1470 code for a protein of 462 amino acids. The transcript is spliced from 9 exons.